AUGGCGACCUUGUCUGGAAUUCUCAAUGGCAGCUCUCUUGAUAGCCGAGUCGAGGACUAUCUCGAGGAUAAGCUUCAAUCGACCGCUGAUCUCGACAACCUCGACGAACUACUCACCAAUGUCGAAUUGCAGCGAAACCAGCUCCAAUCGCAGCUCGACGAUGCCGCAAAAGAGCUGGAAGAGGCGAGGCGCAUAAGCGACGAACGCCAAGCUGCCCUUCAGGCUCGCAUUGCCGAGUUCAAUGAACUGCAAGAAAGCAUCGACAGGCGCGUCCAAAUAGCUGCUGCUUCCGAUGCGCCGAGCGAGGCUAUUGCGCGACUACAGAAGCCCAUGAAGCAGCUACAGAGCAUCGAGCUGGCUCAGAAAUACUUCUUGCUGCUACAAGACGCUGAGCGACUACGGAAAGAGGCUCGAUCUCAUCUUCCAGGCAGCCCCAAAGAGGCACUCGAACCGUAUGCGCAGUUGAAAGAGCUGGCGAUUAAGCUGAGAUCCCUGCCCGGAAAUGACGACCUUCAUCUGGUGGAUCAUGUUGAGAAGAUGACGAAGAAUCUCUGGGAUGAAAUGAAGCAAAUCAUGUCUACCGAGUUAGAGACUGUGCUAAAUAAGAAACACUGGCCUAAAGUCGACCCUCAGUCCGAAAUGGAUGAAGAAUGGAUAGCUUGUGUGGAGAAGCUUCUCGAUUUGCAGAUGCCAGAAGUUAUCCACAGCGCAGAUAUCGUGGCUCUCUUGCCGUUUGAGGUCAUGGCUAAGAUGUUCGUUGCCGAGUUUCGCUUCCAUUUUAUGAGCGAUAAACCAACCAGCAGCCCUCAAUCAGUUGGUACCCACUGCUUCCCCUGGCUUUUGACAACUUUGGAAAAAUGGGAGGAGUUCUUUCGCGACAAUCUGGGCCAUCUGCUGGCAUCCAAGUUUCAUGACACACCCGUGGCGAACAAGACCAUCUAUGCGGAUCCUGCGUGUGCUCUCAUCACUGCAAUGCUACCCGUUGUUCGAGAGAAGAUUGAUGUAGUGGCAUCAGAGGCGCAUACGAAUCCCGGAUUUUUGAGCAGUUUUAUAUCUCAGGUCAUGACUCUGGACGAGAAUAUCCGAUCCCGUUUCAGCUAUGACGGCGGUGACCCGGAGAAUGGCUGGACAGGGCUGUCAGAGAUCAUCCUCGAGAAGUACUUUGAUGUAUGGUUCCAGGCUGAAAGGAGUUUUGCGCUAGAGAGGUUUGAAACCAUCUUAGAGUCAAGAGACGGGCGCCAAAUUGAUUAUGAUUAUUCGUUGCCUGGAAAGAUGAAACCUACAUUUGCGGCUGUUCAACUGACGGACUUGCUACGGGUGGUAACUACAAAAUACGAACGCCUUCGCAAUGUCAAGCAGAAGCUCAAGUUUCUCACGGAUAUUCAACUAGAUAUUCUCGAUGGAUAUCACGAUCGUCUGAGAAGUUCAUUGGAAGCCUACCAGUCUUUGACUUCUACCUUGGGCCGGACCAUUCACGGUGUAACGAAAGAACAGCUCGCUGCCCUGGAAGGAACUGGUACUUUGGAGACGUUGUGCAAAGUGAUUGGCAGCUCUGACCAUGUUGCAAAUACCCUGGCGGAAUGGGGAGAUGAAGAAUUCUAUGUCAUCCUGUGGGAUCAGCUGCACAGACGUCAAUCUCGACAAGUAAAGCUACAGGGCUCCGCUAUCGGUAACGUGGUUGGGAAUAGCCAUGAUCUCAAGGAACGCACCGUCGCCGCAGUUGAUGAUGGCGACGAGAAUGGGGCCAUCUUUGAUGAAACCAUUGCAGCGUAUACCAACCGUCGCAAGGCCGGCGAAGAGCUGCUCGUGGGUGCCUUGGUCGACUCUCACUCCAAAGCGCUGCGCGCCUAUACCCAUAAUGUUCAAUGGACAACAAUAGGCGAAAGCGCCACUCCCGAUGACUCCUCAACGCUUUCCAUUACACCUGAGCUGGAUGAAGCACUGAGCACCUUGAAGAGAAACCUGGAGUUCCUAGGCAGAGCCCUCUCUGCGGCCUCGUUCCGGCGUGUCUGGCGAGAUGCACUCGAAAAGCUCCAAGACUUGCUAUGGACAAGUAUCCUCACCCGCCAAACAUUCACCACGCUUGGAGCCGCCCAAUUUGCGCAUGACUGCGCAUCCAUCUUUUCGCUUGUAGAUCGGUUCAUCCCCAACGGUUCGGCGGCCCUAGAGUCUCUUCGUGAGGGACUUGUGCUGCUCAAUUUGCCAGCGACGGCAGCGGCAGAGAGCGAGGAUGCCGUUGCUAUAACGCUCAAGCAAGCUAGUGACCGAGCAUUUACCGACAAUGACGAGGCGCGUGCGGUGCUGGAAGAGCUGCAGCUCGUGGCUUUGACACCACUGAAUGCAAGACAAAUUCUUCAGAGACGGGUGGAGAACAACGAGAACGUAGGAUGGUAA
Trichoderma asperellum CBS 433.97 is the source of this 2394-nucleotide messenger RNA. RefSeq lists its product as uncharacterized. Gene Ontology annotation, cellular component: Dsl1/NZR complex. NCBI's taxonomy places the organism in Eukaryota, Fungi, Ascomycota, Sordariomycetes, Hypocreales, Hypocreaceae. Gene Ontology annotation, biological process: regulation of ER to Golgi vesicle-mediated transport; retrograde vesicle-mediated transport, Golgi to endoplasmic reticulum; endoplasmic reticulum to Golgi vesicle-mediated transport. The record is from RefSeq and is a predicted model, not a curated record.